This is a messenger RNA of Peronospora farinosa, 714 nucleotides long. The record is from the annotation of a GenBank genome assembly. Lineage: Eukaryota; Oomycota; Peronosporomycetes; Peronosporales; Peronosporaceae.
AUGCUUGCUAACAAUGAAGUUGGAUCGUUGCAGCCAGUUGCAGCAAUUUCUCGAGCAGUGCGACGAUUCGUCGAGGACGAGGAGAAUCGGCUAUGCAUCCAGACGCCAGUCAAGCGAUUGGUAAAGUGCCAUGGUUUGGACACGAUGAUUCACGGAGCGUCGCAGGAGAACGGACGUCGUGGUGGUACAGAGAAUGUGGGACUAGUGGCGGCACUGGGCCAGGCUUGUGCGCUUGUAGAGAAGAACUUGCACGAGUACGCUGUCAUCAUGCAAGAGAGCAGGGCGUUCCUCCUCGAGCAGAUCCAAAAGCACUGCAGUCUCACGAAUGUUAGCUACCAGGUGAACGGCCACCCAGAACUUUCACUGCCUAACACGCUCAGCAUCAGCUUUGAAAACAUUAACGCAUCGCGUCUCCUCGACUUGAUAGAGGCCGACGGCGUCUAUGCAAGUGCAGGAUCAGCGUGUCAUAGCCACAAGCAAGACAGGGCUACCGAACAGGAAAAGAACCUAGACCGCGACGGGAAACACAUUACUACCAUUUCGCACGUGCUAGCUGCCAUGCACGUGGCUCCUGAGUUUGCCAAAGGCACACUGCGCUUGUCUGUGGGUCGCUCUACCACGCAGGAAGAGGUACUACACGCUGCUAACGCAAUCCACAAGCCAUCCAGCAACUGCUGUAGCUUAGCCAAGGUGUCCACAGGCACAGAACUAUAA